Ciona intestinalis (vase tunicate) is the source of this 1456-nucleotide messenger RNA. Lineage: Eukaryota; Metazoa; Chordata; Ascidiacea; Phlebobranchia; Cionidae. The record is from RefSeq and is a predicted model, not a curated record.
UCGUGCCAGCUUACGAGUUACCACUUAUGUGGGUGAUUAGUGACUAAGUAAGAGCAAUUGCUGUUAAGAGUUUUGCUCAAGGUUACGGAGACAAUCUUUAAACCCGUAUACGUCAUAAUACCUGGAGCGCUAUAAGAAACAUUGUGACGUCAUACAUAAGGAUAUAAUAACAUUUUCUGUGAUAUUAUUUAAAUGUUGAAGUGACAAAGAAUUGAUUGUUACGUCACAAUGUUCAUUGUUUCAAGAAUCGAAAAAAGAAGUUAACGCGAUGGCGAGUUUCGGUGAGUAGUAUAUAAGUGAUUGUGACGCAAUAAUCGACCACAAUAGGCAACAUGCAGUUUUGUGACGCAAUAAAGAUGUUUGUGGUGAUCGUGGUCGCUGGAGCUUCGGAAGGCGUUUAUUACACAUCGGAUCGGGAAUGCUCGUUGCAGGGCACCAGCGAAGGAAUCGCGGACUUCGCUACAGGUUGUGGAUACCUUCAUUUCUCCUACCAAAACUACAAUGGUCCGUCACUCAACGUUCUCUCUAUGACAUCACAGUGGUGGAUUAUCGCAAAUGAUACAUCAAGAUUGGGGCUCAACGUAACCAUGACAACGAAUGGUGGGGGAUCAGCGUUAAUGAACCUUUUUGCUUCGAGAAGACCGAUGUUCUGCGGGAGAUUUGAAAUUGGGAACAAUAAUACACAGCCACAGAAUCUGUCAAUCUCGUUGGUAUGUGAACAGCGCUCAUUAUCCUUGGACAAUAGAUACAACAUAUAUAUUAACGAGGUGGAGCGUCAAGUCAUUUUUCCCUCAUGCUCGCUGCCCAUGUUUCAUCAAUCAAGACUUUGCAGAGUCAAAGCCGAAAAGAAAAUUUUGUUCGAGGUUUACGCUGAAACUGGUAAACAAUCGGUGCAAGUGACUUUGUCGGAUGCUGCUUACAAAUCUAGUGUUUAUGAUGUCAUAACGACCCGUAGACGCAGUUAUUUUAUCGCUAUCAAGAAAUGGAGGAGUUCGCUGAGUUUUACGCAGCCCAUUAUAUCAUACCAAGUUAUUUGUUACCCAGAGAACACAGUUGAAUUUGAGAAGUUGGAGCGUGGACAAACAUACACAGUGGUUGUGUGGAGACGUGGGGAGAUCGUGAGAUACGUUAAGUCAAUACAACUUAUAUAAACAUUAGUGGGAAUAUGGUGGUGUGGGAACUAUUACUGUUUGUGUCGUAAAAACAAGUUAAAAAACAAAACUAAUAUUUUAAAGAUUCUGAUUACAUUAUUUCAUAAAUGUUAAAUCAAGAUUUUUUCGGCAAAUUAGAACAUUAAAAAAUAACAUUGUAUUUAAUUUCCUGCAACACCUGUUAUAAUGUCUCUGAUUGCUCAUAAGACAUUGUGUGAUUCACCCGAUAUUUAAAUGUAUAUUUUUUAUUCAUUAUAUAUUGUAAUAACAUGGCACUUAUUAUGAAUAAACUUGCCUGAAUCAUG